Messenger RNA from Cokeromyces recurvatus, 534 nucleotides. RefSeq names its product NLI interacting factor. The annotation marks the transcript as partial. The transcript is spliced from 4 exons. The record is from RefSeq and is a predicted model, not a curated record. Gene Ontology annotation, molecular function: protein serine/threonine phosphatase activity. NCBI's taxonomy places the organism in Eukaryota, Fungi, Mucoromycota, Mucoromycetes, Mucorales, Mucoraceae.
GACUUGGAUGAAACAUUAGUCCAUUCAGUUCGUUUAGGCUCAGAAACUUCUUCUCUUCACAAUAAAGUGAGUCCAACUAUUAAACGAAAGCAUAUUGAAGUUCUUUGCUCAAAUCAUGAUAACAAACAACUUUCGAUAAUUUAUGAAGUUUAUAAACGACCUCAUGUGGAUUUCUUUUUAAAGACAAUUAGUCAAUGGUAUCGAGUUGUUAUUUACACAGCUUCAAUGGCAGAAUAUGCUGACCCUGUGAUAGACUGGCUUGAUCAAGAUAAUUUAAUUUCACAACGACUCUUUCGACAAUCAUGCAUACUUCAAAAUGGCAACUUUUUAAAGGAUAUUACAUUAGCAGAAAAGGAUCUAUGUAAAGUAUGUCUUGUAGAUAAUAGUCCUAUUUCAUUUGAUUUGUACAAAGAAAAUGGUAUUAUUUUACCCACAUGGAUAUCAAAUCCUAAUGACGAAAGCUUAUUGGACCUUUUACCUUUAUUGGAUGCACUUCGAUUUGCUGCUGAUGUUAGAAGCAUCUUACGAUUGCAG